Scaptodrosophila lebanonensis is the source of this 567-nucleotide messenger RNA. RefSeq lists its product as uncharacterized. The record is from RefSeq and is a predicted model, not a curated record. Lineage: Eukaryota; Metazoa; Arthropoda; Insecta; Diptera; Drosophilidae. The transcript has 5 exons. Bases 1 to 567 code for a protein of 188 amino acids.
AUGAAUUCAAGUUUGCUAAUUUUCCUACUUUUGUGGUCUGUUUUUGGUGCCGAUGCAUUCAAUUAUACCAGCUGUGAUCAGGCCAAAAAACCUAAAAUGCUGAGCUCGUGCUGUAAAAUACCAAUAUAUAGUGAGAUCAGCAAGUCCUGCAGGAAAUCUAUAAUUCGACAAAAUAAAACAACAAAUUGGAAUGAAAAUAAAUUGGCACUAAACGCGUGUACUGCGGAAUGCGUGUUUAAAAGUAGCGGCUACCUUCUGUCGAAUGGCUCGGCUGAUCUACCAGCAAUUCAAAAAGACUUAAAGCAACGUUUCAAGAACGAUUCUGUUCUAGCGAAAGUAAUGAAUGAAGCAUUUAACAGCUGUGUGGACUAUGCCCAAAAACGAACUGUUGAGUUUGAGUGGCUGCACGUGAACAUUGACUGCAAUUAUUAUCCUGCUACUUUACUUGCCUGCGUUAUGGAGCAAGUCUAUGAAAACUGUCCAUCGUCUAAAUGGAAAAACUCAGACGAGUGUGAGUCGAUGCGUAAAUAUUUAAUUGCAUGUGAUGAUGUGCACAACAGUAAUUAA